AUGGCGGCGGCGCCGCCCUGGGGGUCCGGGUGGGUCCGGCCCCUGCCCCUGCCCUCCCGCGGCUGGUACCUCUCCCCCCGCGAGCGGCGGGAGGAGGACGGCGAGGAAGAGGAGGAGGAGAAGGACGAGGAGGCCGUACCACUGCUGCCGCCACCGCCGGGCAGCAGCUCAUCAAGUCGAGGUUCUUCCUUUGCUUUCUCAGUGUUUAACUUAAUGAACGCGAUCAUGGGCAGUGGGAUACUUGGCUUAUCCUAUGCCAUGGCCAACACAGGGAUCAUGGGGUUUAGUAUCUUGCUGCUGAUUGUUGCCAGCCUUGCUUCUUACUCUGUGUUUCUUCUGCUCAGUAUGUGCACUCAGACUGCUGUCACUUCUUAUGAAGACCUUGGCCUGUUUGCAUUUGGAUCAACUGGAAGGGUCCUUGUUGCAACUACAAUAAUUAUCCAGAAUAUUGGAGCCAUGUCAUCUUAUCUGUUAAUUGUCAAGUCUGAACUUCCUGGGGCUGUUGCGGGGCUUGUGAGUGGAGCCGAGAGUGGGUCUUGGUACCUCGAUGGGAGACUGCUGCUGCUGCUUACUUCAGUCUGCAUUGUUUUUCCUCUUGCCCUUCUUCCUAAAAUUGGCUUUCUUGGCUACACAAGUAGUUUAUCAUUUUUCUUUACAGUGUACUUUACUCUUGUGGUUAUGAUUAAAAAAUGGUCGAUCCCUUGUCCUCUACCUCUGACUAGUGCCAUAGAGAGUUUACAGGUUUCAAAUUCUACUGGGGAUUGUAAAGCAAGGCUCUUUCAUCUUUCAAAAGAGAGUGCUUUUGCAAUACCAACUAUGGCCUUCUCUUUUCUGUGCCAUACCUCAGUCUUGCCAAUCUAUUGUGAGCUCCAGAGUCCAUCCAAAAGGAGAAUGCAGAACGUAACUAUCACAGGAAUUGGUCUGAGUUUCCUAAUUUACUUCAUGUCUGCUCUCUUUGGGUACCUGACAUUUUAUGACAAAGUGGACUCUGAACUGCUACAAGGUUACUCCAGGUACCUGCCCCACGAUACCAUCAUGAUGACUGUGAGAGCAGCCAUUCUGUUUGCUGUGCUCCUGACAGUCCCUCUAAUCCAUUUCCCAGCAAGGAAAGCUGUGUUGAUGGUAUUUUUCUCUCAUCUUCCUGGGUCAUGGAUUUGCCAUAUCCUUGUCACCUUUAUACUGAAUGCAGUUGUUGUUCUGUUUGCAAUGUAUGUGCCAGACAUUAAAAAUGUAUUUGGAGUAGUUGGUUCAACCACAUCGACAUGUUUGCUUUUUGUAUAUCCUGGACUAUUCUAUCUUAAACUUAACAGAGAGGACUUUAUAUCACCACAGAAACUUGGGGCAUGUGCCUUGGUUAUUUUUGGCAUUUGUGUUGGACUUCUCAGUUUGGUUCUAAUAAUUUUCAACUGGGUUGAUCAGUAA
This is a messenger RNA of Cinclus cinclus, 1422 nucleotides long. RefSeq names its product solute carrier family 38 member 6 (gene SLC38A6). Gene Ontology annotation, biological process: amino acid transmembrane transport; L-glutamine transport. Gene Ontology annotation, molecular function: L-glutamine transmembrane transporter activity. The transcript is spliced from 16 exons. NCBI's taxonomy places the organism in Eukaryota, Metazoa, Chordata, Aves, Passeriformes, Cinclidae. The record is from RefSeq and is a predicted model, not a curated record. The coding region runs from base 1 to 1422 and encodes 473 amino acids.